This is a messenger RNA of Gorilla gorilla gorilla (western lowland gorilla), 6105 nucleotides long. Its product is annotated as E3 ubiquitin-protein ligase HERC2-like. Gene Ontology annotation, molecular function: ubiquitin-protein transferase activity. The record is from RefSeq and is a predicted model, not a curated record. NCBI's taxonomy places the organism in Eukaryota, Metazoa, Chordata, Mammalia, Primates, Hominidae.
ACUCUCCAAGUCUGACAGCCUUAGAAGUGAUGCUUUCGUGGGUACCUGGGCUGGGACGAGAGCGCUGGUAGCCUGCCAUCCUGUGCACCCCAACUUUAAAGAGCAGGUGCCACCUUCCUUUUUGUGGGCUUCCUGUAUGUGAUGUGCUAGGGCUUCCAGGAAUGUCAGUGUGUUUCUUUAUACAGAAGUAAUGAAGAUUUAUGUCAGAUAGUCCAAAAGCACAAACACAGGUCAGCAAGAAUGGGGAAAAUAAAAUCAGCCCUCUUCCCACUGCAUGAUGAUAACCGCUGCUGUUACAUUGGGAGGUGUGUGUCUAUUUGUUACAGCCAAAGCAGGAUCACUGCCUUUUGAAAUUUGCUGCUCUCCUCCCUGCCAUGGAAUAGGGUCCUGUGGGGCUGCUUGUGUUUGGCAGCUGCCUGCAGCCUGCUCCUCUCUUGCAGGGGUGUGUCCUGGUUUACUCUGUCAGAUUUCUCUGAUGGUGCUUGGGGGCCGUGCCCACUUUUCUGUGGUACAGGCAGGGCUAUCUGGGUGUAUCUUCGGUCACCCCUUUUGUUAAGUUCUGAGAAGUGGAGUGGGUCAGAGGCCCAGUGACAAUUUGAUGAUACAUCCGAUUAUAGGUUAUAACAGUUCAUGUUCCCACCAUCCUCACACCCUCCCCACCACUGGUAGUUUUCUUUGCCAAUUUCAUAGGCCAGAAUUACUAAUACUGUCUCAUGGGUAGUAAUCAAAGAAAUGACAAGUAGACCAUUUCUAAAUGUAUACUGCUUCAAGUGUAUAUAAACUCACAGUUAAAAACAAUUAAUUAAAAACAAAGAGAAGCCUCGGCCCCUGAUGAUGAUAGCGUGCAGAACUUGACAUUUAAUGCUCAAAUGAAACUGGCCUCGCCUCUUGGAUCAGACACAGAGAGCCAUGAAGAACAAAUUCUUUGUUCCUGUACCUUUGUAUUAACACAUGAUUUUUACCCUGAUGUUGAUUACAAGACUAGAAAUGUUUUCAGAGUUAUACUUGGGGGCAUUUUGAAUUAAGAUACGAAACUCUUGUCCUUUGUUGGACAGCUCAUGUGACCACAUUGAUGGAGCUGGUCUCUUCACUGACGUCAGAGUGUUUAAUGCUAAGCUGUAUGCCAGUCACGUCCUCACAUAAAUAGGUUGUUUAACUAGAUUCAUAAAAAAGCUUUUAUUUCCCUACCUUGGACGAUGGCUUCAGUUUGCUGUGCAUCAUAAACAUUAUAGCUUGUAGGCAAGGCCAGCUGAUGGCUUCUGCGUUGUCUAACCCCCGCGAUUGAGUGCACCUUGACUUGCACCUCCCUCAAAACCACACGCAGACUUUUUGGGCCAGGGGCUCUCAGGGUGGGUAUUCAAGCCUGGGGGGCUCUGGGAAUCAGUGAAGUUUUGAUAAACUAGGAUGCAGGUUAGGCACUUUUGUUUCUGUCUUUGUAUCAUCUGAAAUUUUUAAGUCAUUACAUGCUGAGCACCUCUUUCUUACUCAUCUUGCUAUCCCCAGCUUGUGUUACAAAAACGUUCAGUAUGCAAUUGAAAAAACAAACUGGGUAAAUGGCAAACAAAUUUAUAUUAGUCCUUGGUGGUGGCUCAUGCCUGUAAUCCCGGCACUUUGGGAGGCUGACGUGGAUGGAUUGCUUGAGCCUAGGAGUCUGAGACCAUCAUGGGCAACAUGAUGAAACCCCGUCUCUACAAAAAAUACUAAAAUUAGCCUUGUGUGGUGGUGGGUGCCUGUAGUCCCAGCUACUUGGGAGGCUGAGGCAGGAGGAUUGCUUGAGCCCGGGAGGCAGAGGUUGUAGUGAGCCGAGAUCAUACCAGUGUACUCCAGUCUGGGCGACAGAGCCAGACACUGUCUCAAAGCAAACAAAAAACGACAACUUAUAUCAGGCCUUUUUUUUUUGAGAGGGAGUCUUGUUCUGUCGCCCAGCCUGGAGUACAGUGGUGCGAUCUUGGCUCACUGCAACCUCCACCUCCCAGGCUCAAGCAAUUCUCUUGCCUCACCCUCCCGAGUAGCUGAGAUUACAGGUGUGUGCCACCAUGCCAGGCUAAUUUUUUUUUUUUGUAUUUUUAGUAGAGACAAUUUCACCAUGUUGGGCAGGCUGGUCCCAAACUCCUGACUGCAGGUGAUCCACUCGCCUCGGCCUCCCAAAGUGCUGUAGGCAUGAGCCACUGCACCAAGCCUUUUUUGUAUUUUUAGUGGCGACAGGGUUUCACUGUGUUGGCCAGGCUGGUCCUGAACUCCUGACCUCAGGUGAUCCACUCACCUCAGCCUCCCAAAGUGCUGGUAUUAUAGGCGUGAGCCACCGUGCCCGGUGUCAGGCCUUCUUAAGAAUCAGAUAAACACCCUUCAGCCUAGUGUGCAAUGUGGAUUGAUGUCUGGGGGCUGCUCUGGCUCAGCCACGGCCCCGGGUGCCAGAGGUGGCUCCUUCCCGUUCAGGGUAGCAUGCCCCUCCCAAAGCGAGGAAAUUUUCUACAGAUGUAGAAAUAGAAGUGAUUUUCUGCCUAAAAAUGAACAUGGAGAAAAACAUUGUUUGAAUUCAGGGUGUGCACAGGACACCAGCACGGAGCGAGGAAGGCUGCACAGGUGUCUCCAACCCACCACCCCAUGGCCGCGAUGAUGGGCUCAGGGGCACGCCUCCCAAGAGGAUGCCAUGGGAGGGACUCUCACAGCUGUCUGGAUAGUUUCAGAGACUCCAGAACACAGGUCAUCUUACUGGAAGGUUUUGUUUGUUGGGAAUUUUAUUUAGUUUUAUAGCAGGAUCUGAACAUCACUACAUAAAAACUUUUUUAUACUUAAAAAUUUAUUAGAGUUAUUGCAUGCACAUUUCUGAAAAUUUAGGGAAUUCAGAUUAAAGACAGUUAAAAUCAUCUGUGUUUCUAUUGAGCAGAGAAAGUGCUGUCCCGCAGGAGCCUGUCUGCCUCCAGCCUCAUGGCUGCUGUUUUCUGCAGCCUCUGAGUGCAGACAGCCUCUACUAGUGGGUGUCGUCGUGGAGGAGAGGCAGCCCCGUGGGCUUCGGGGAGCUGGGUGCACCUCUCCUCUCACGCAGCCGCCGUGACAUAGGGCGUGUCCUGUUCUUUUCUUGUAGCCUAGUCUCCUCUGGGCAUGAUGGAGCCUUAACAAGCUGCCGCGAGUUUCCAGGAACUCACGUCUGUGAACACUAGCCGUGUGUGUGGCACGCAGACAAGUUCAUUCUACAGGCAACUGUGGCUCCUGUCAUUCUUCUUGUAUUUGUAGUCUUGGUUAUGGCAGCCUGCGCUGUAAGCUGUUUAAACUCAGCUUUAUGUGAGCUAAAGGUGAAGAGAGCUUCACUGGAGGAGUCAUCAAAAUACAUUCUCAGGACCAUUUUUUCUUCAAUUUUUCUUUUUGACAUCCUUCCAGACUGGGCUUCCCAGAUGAUUCUGACGCACAGUCUUGGCCACCAGCGCUCCGAUGUGCCGAGGUCCUGCUGCGGCGGGGCCCUAGGGCUCCUGCCCUGGUGUCUUUGGGAAUUGGAGUCCCCUGAGCCUUUAGCAAUUGUAGCUUAGGAUGAGAAGGAUGGGCAGGGAGAGUGACUGCCUGUGUUGGGGAGGCUGAGUGGCCCCAAGGCUUGGAAAUGGGAUGGGUGGAAGCAGAUGUGGGGAAGGGCUGGUCCCGGCUGAGGCACUCACUCACUGUGUCUGCUUCAGUCUCAGGGGCAUUGGGUUGAAUCUUUGAGUGCCGGGAGUCUGUUCUGGUCUGCUGGGGGAGCUGCUUUUGGAGUUCCUGGUGUCUUAUUUCAUGAGGUCGUGGCAAGAUGGUGAAGUAGCAGCAGUGCAUAGGGUGUGAGGAUGGUCCGUGCCAGGGUGGUGCUGCCGGGCCGCAGCUGUGGACGUGGUGGUGGUGUGUGUCAUGUUGGAAGGUGUGUUUGUUCAGACACACUAGUCCUGGGGGCUGCUGGGCACAUCACUGGCGACAUGCCCAAUGGGGUGAGGCAGCGGUCUCGGGUGUCCACAGUCGAGCGCCCCAGAUGGCAGGGUCUGCCUGGCGUCCACACAAGCAGGUGUGUGACCAGGGAGGGGCCCAUGCACGGCGCCUCCUCCUCGUGCACUCGCCAGUGCCGCAUAUCCCUGACUGUGUGCUUCCUGCUGCGGCAGCGGCCUCACGCUUGCUUGCUUCCUCCUCUCCAGGUCAAACGAUCAAGGAGCAAAGGCGGGCUGGCCGGCCCCGACGGCACCAAGUCUGUCUUUGGGCAGAUGUGUGCUAAGAUGAGCUCGUUUGGUCCCGACAGCCUCCUCCUUCCUCACCGUGUCUGGAAAGUCAAGUUUGUGGGUGAAUCUGUGGAUGACUGUGGGGGCGGCUACAGCGAGUCCAUAGCUGAGAUCUGUGAGGAGCUGCAGAACGGACUCACGCCCCUGCUGAUCGUGACACCCAACGGAAGGGAUGAGUCUGGGGCCAACCGAGACUGCUACCUGCUCAGCCCGGCCGCCAGAGCACCAGUGCACAGCAGCAUGUUCCGCUUCCUGGGUGUGUUGCUGGGCAUUGCCAUCCGAACCGGGAGUCACCUGAGCCUCAACCUUGCCGAGCCUGUCUGGAAGCAGCUGGCUGGGAUGAGCCUCACCAUCACGGACCUCAGUGAGGUUGAUAAGGAUUUUAUUCCUGGACUCAUGUACAUCCGAGACAAUGAAGCCACCUCAGAGGAGUUUGAAGCCAUGAGCCUGCCCUUCACAGUGCCAAGCGCCAGCGGCGAGGACAUUCAGUUGAGCUCCAAGCACACGCACAUCACCCUGGACAACCGCGCGGAGUACGUGCGGCUGGCGAUAAACUAUAGACUCCAUGAAUUUGAUGAGCAGGUGGCUGCUGUUCGGGAAGGAAUGUCCCGCGUUGUGCCUGUCCCCCUCCUCUCUCUGUUCACCGGCUACGAACUGGAGACGAUGGUGUGUGGCAGCCCUGACAUCCUGUUGCACCUUCUCAAGUCGGUGGCCACCUAUAAAGGCAUCGAGCCUCCCGCAUCGCUGAUCCAGUGGUUCUGGGAGGUGAUGGAGUCCUUCUCCAACACAGAGCACUCUCUUUUCCUUCGCUUCGUCUGGGGCCGGACGAGGCUGCCCAGGACCAUCGCCGACUUCCGGGGCCGAGACUUCGUCAUCCAGGUGUUGGAUAAAUACAACCCUCCAGACCACUUCCUCCCUGAGUCCUACACCUGUUUCUUCUUGCUGAAGCUGCCCAGGUAUUCCUGCAAGCAGGUGCUGGAGGAGAAGCUCAAGUACGCCAUCCACUGCUGCAAGUCCAUAGACACAGAUGACUACGCUCGCAUCACACUUACAGGAGAGCCGGCCGCCGACGACAGCAGCGACGAUUCAGAUAACGAGGAUGUCAACUCCUUUGCUUCGGACUCUACACAAGAUUAUUUAACAGGACACUAAGAUGGGGAAACGUCCUCGUGAGACGAGAGCCUGAGCCAGGCAGCAGAGCGCUCGCUGCUGUGUAGACUGUAGGCUUCCUGGUGUGUCUGAUGAGAAGCGUCCGUCCUCGAGCCAGGCGGGAGGAGGGGGUGGAGAGACUGACUGGCCGUGAUGGGAAUGACAGUGAGAAGGUCCGCCUGUGUGCGUGGAACACUGUGGACGCUCGACUUCCAAGGGUCUUCUCACCCGUAAUGCUGCAUUACAUGUAGGACUGUGUUUACUAAAGUGUGUAAAUGUUUAUAUAAAUACCAAAUUGCAGCAUCCCCAAAAUGAAUAAAGCCUUUUUACUUGUGGGUGCAAUCGAUUUUUUUUCUUUCUCCUUUCUUUCAAGUGUCGUGAGUCGUCUUGAUUGUAUAUUGGAAAUAACUGUGUAACAAAUCGUAUUAUAAAUAUUUCAAUUAAUUUUACUCUGAAUUUGUUUAUUAAAAGCCUUUUGAACAUGAAAUGAUUAGUAUUACUUGAAUGCAUCCAGAGGAUAUUUAAACCAAAAUGAAAAACCAGAAGGCCAUUUGGUGUCCCAUCUCCCAGGUGUCCCCUUGUAGCAUAUGCAUUAUGUCAUCUGAAUUGAGGCCUUUCUGUGAACAGCAUCAUAACUUCUAUCAUGGAAAGUGUACUAUAUAUAUAUAAUGUUUGUGUCAUGUAUAUGCCUAAAUUUUAAUUAUCUAUAAAUAAAACAUCUGACGUAAAA